Messenger RNA from Rhagoletis zephyria (snowberry fruit fly), 2847 nucleotides. RefSeq lists its product as uncharacterized. Gene Ontology annotation, molecular function: lipase activity. The record is from RefSeq and is a predicted model, not a curated record. Lineage: Eukaryota; Metazoa; Arthropoda; Insecta; Diptera; Tephritidae. Gene Ontology annotation, biological process: lipid catabolic process.
AUAUCGCCUUCUCCAGUUUGCUCGGUGGUGUCUACGACAGAUGCAUUCGAUGAGGCUUUAGCUGAAACCUUUUCCAAGGGCUUUGCGAACAGCACGGACUUAGUACGGGCUGUACGAGAAUCAAUACGACAACACGAGCUGCUGCAGAAACGUAGUAAACAUAGCAGAUCCAAACGCGCCGUUAAGCGUGUUUGUUAUGGCGAACUCGGCUGCUUUGAGGACUCCGGCCCUUUCGCUUACUUGGAAAUGUUGCCUUCGCCGCCGGAGGACAUCAACACCAAGUUCUAUUUUUACUCCACAAAAAAUCGUUCCGAGCGACCACUUAUGGAGUUGCCUUUCCUCAAUAUGACCGAUACCUUUGCUAGCGUCGCAAGCAGUUCACAUUCGAUACGACGCAGAGCAGGCUCAGUGAAUGAUACAGCCGCCACAGACACUUCAGCUACAACCACUACAACUACAACGACAACAACAACCACUACACAGCGUAGCGUCUUCAAAAGCACUCCAUUGACGCUGGACGAACUGCAUGGUUUCGAUGAGCUCUCGGUGCGUGUUAUUGUGCACGGUUUUGGUUCGGCCUGUCCGCAUGUGUGGAUCUAUGAAAUGAAGACGGCUCUAAUGGCGGUGGAAGACUGUAUUGUUAUUUGCGUGGAUUGGGAGAACGGCGCUACUUUCCCGAAUUACGUGCGUGCUGCAGCCAAUACGCGACUGGUCGGCAAGCAAUUGGCUAUGCUUUUGCGGAAUUUGCAGGAGCAUAAGGGUCUCAACUUUACUAGAACGCAUAUAAUUGGUUUUAGUUUGGGUGCGCAUGUGUCCGGCUUUGCCGGCGCAGAGCUGCCGGGCUUAGCGCGCAUUACUGGUCUGGAUCCGGCAGGUCCACUCUUCGAAGCACAGCACCCGAAAGUGCGUCUGGAUAAUACGGAUGCGGAGUUUGUGGAUGUGAUACACUCGAAUGGUGAGAACUUAAUACUCGGUGGCUUGGGUUCGUGGCAGCCGAUGGGACAUGUGGACUUCUAUCCGAAUGGUGGACGUGUGCAGACGGGUUGCUCGAACCUAUUCGUGGGCGCAGUGACGGAUUUUAUAUGGUCGGCUCAAACGGCUGACGAGGAAGAAGGUCGCUCGCUUUGCAACCAUCGGCGUGCUUAUAAAUUCUUCAUCGACUCUGUAGCGCCCCGCUGCAUGUUCCCCGCUUAUCCAUGCAAAAACUAUGACGACUUUAUUAAAGGCGAAUGCUUUCCUUGUGCACAGAACGAUGAAGACAUCGCUGAAGGUGUGCCACGUUGCGGCAAUAUGGGCUAUUAUGCAGAUCGUUCUACAGGGCGGGGUCAACUUUAUCUGCUGACACGAGAAGAGGAACCCUUCUGCGCACAUCAGUUUAAGCUGGAGAUAUUCAACUCUUUCAAUGAUCUGCCGCUAAGGACCAUUGGUCGCCUAGAGGCCACGCUCGAAGGCGAAGGCGGUCUGAACGAAACAUUCAAGAUAUCAGAGAAAGAUGACUCAGAAUUUUUCGCUGGCGAUAUUGUUUCGAAAAUCAUUGUGCCACACCCGGCUUUGGGCUUUCCAACUACACUUAGUUUACACUACAAAUCAUAUAGCGGUUGGCUGUCCAAAGGCCUGCCGCAUUGGGAUAUCGAUAAGGUAGUGUUAACAGACAGCUUUGGUCGCAGCCACUCACUCUGUAAGCCUUCAACAAAGCUCUCAUCCGGCACACCAGUGCGCCUCAAACUGCUCUCGGGAAAUUGUGAACUGGAGAAUCAAGAGGAGUAUGGCACUUAUAAUGUGCCCACCACUUCGGUGCCGGACUCUAGUGGACAAGAGAGCGCGGACAAUGCGGAAACCGAUAGCAUAGAUGCCGCCAAGCAAAGCAAAGAUUACUUUAAUCUCGGUACCAGUUUUCGACUGGACCAGAAUAAAUCAUAUGUUGACAACGAUCUGCCAUGGCAACCCAUUUUCGAGGGUUCCAAUGCGCUGGACAAAGACGUGGGCGAGUCGAGUCGCAGUCUUUCGGUUGAGCCAACUGAAAUUUUCGAACCAAUUCUGAACGAUCGUCGUCUGGGCCUAAAGAAUGCGCGUAAUCUGCAAGAAUUUGGUAUAACUACAGAAGAGAUAGUCGAACCUGUUUUAAAAGCGACCACGCCACGUGUAAAAAAGGCAAAGGAAAUAGUUUUUACCGAAUCACCGUUAACCACAAAGAAACCUGAAAUCAUUAAAAUAACACCGCUAGCUGUACGUAAUGAACCUGAGCUACCCAAGUCUACUUCACAAGACGAAACCAUCACCGUGCAGUUGCUGCCCUUCCGCCUCGGUGAUUUGCUUCAGCGCGCCGAACGCUAUGCACGAGAGACACUAUUGCCGUUAAUUUCUGUGCAGGCACCGAAAUUCUUCGGCUUCAAUGUCGGUGGUUCAACGACUACUGGCAGUGACGAGCCCGCUGCGCUCAAAGAAGAACCACGUAAGCCACGCUACAUACCACGCUUUGAAGAAGCUUCUUUUUUACGCGAAAAACGCGUAGAGAAAAAUCGCACUGCACGCAAGCCGAUAACAGAUCUCACGCCCGCCGAAUCGAGAACGCAACGUAACAUUUUCAAGCUGAUAAGAUCGGAUCCAAAAGAGGGUGUUGCGAAGGUUAGUGAUGGCACUACCAGUAGUGUGCUUCGGCCAGCGCAAAGGCGUGCUCUCAGCGAUAUUACUUACUAUACAAAUAUAAUGCUUCCCGAGUCGCGUGCUUUGCGGCCGGAAGAUCCCAGCUAUGAACCGAUAUUCAUAGAAUUACCCACCUAUAAGCCAAGCAAGGCAGCGCGUAGCACGCAAGGAAACGAAAAAGAGGUGGUUGAACGAAAACCUUGA